AAAUGACUCAGGAUUCGAAACAGACGCAGUAUUCCUGACUCUGGAAGAAUCACUAUUCAUUCACGUGAUACCGGGCAUGAGUGACACCAUCCCAUUUACAGCCUAGUGUUUGAAUCACGUGAUAUCACAUCCAAACCUUCCAAACAACCUGCCUCUCCCCCAACUCCGCCUCAUCACGUCCCGUAACAACAUCAUCUCCAGCAUUGACUAUCAUUCGGGGACCAAAACCCGCCUAAAUCGACGUCGCGCUCUUCAAAGACCCCCUUUAAUGCGAUUAUACCCUUAACUCGACCCUCCGUCGCGACAUGACGACUGUUUCACCAACCUCGGCCCGUGACUUGUCUCAUUAAUUCAGUAAUCGUCCACCCUACGACUUCCUUCCGCCAUCAUGCCUCCCCUUGCCAGUGCCUCCAAAAGUAAAAACAAAGCCCGCGAUGCUCGACGGUCGCGCAGUCGUAACACUACCCCCAGUUCAGUCAUCAGUGCCGGCACCGCACCCCCACUACCAACCACCUCUCCUCUCCUCGAAUUGGACUUGGCUAGAAUCCUAGUCGCCGCCAAACCCUCUUAUACAGAAGUCACCGAGUAUCUCGAAAGUCAUGGAUCAAAGGUCGAACCCAAGUCACUGCAGGAAAUCAUAGACCAAUUAAAGACUUUGAGUGAAGCCGCCGAAGCGCGAGUCGAAUCAUGCGAAAAGGCCAUCCGCCUCAUCCAUGAACAGAAGAAAGAGAUAGAAUCAGACCAACAGAACCGAGAUCGCCAAGCAGACCAGGCUCGUCGAUCAAAGGCCCGUAAAGAAGACUCGCAGAAAAAUACCAAGGCCAAAAAACGCAAGGAUCGUCCUGAAUCCUUCGACCAUGUCGAGAUUAAACGCGAAGAUGAGCCCUCAAAAGGAAAACCUGGUCGUGCUACAGGCACCCCAGGCCCCGUCGACAGCCCGUCCCCAUCCAAAAAGACCAAACUCAGUCCGGGGACCUCUUCCCUGUCAGAAGUCGCCGACUCGCCCGAGGCAGCUGCUGCCUCUGCUCAUGAUUCUCCCGCAAAGUCAGACGUCUCCAUGUCGGAUGCCGAAGAGAAUAAUGCCCUUCAUAGGCACCCUGUCGUGCCCCAGCAAGGCUUCUUCCCUGACCCACUCGCUCCUGACCCCAUUAUCUACCACAUUCGAGAGGUCACCCCUGACAUGUCGGAUGCCGAGAAAAAGGAAAUCUAUAGCGUCACUUCCUAUCCUACAAAGGACUUGAGUGACCAGAUUGCUGGUGUCCCUCCCGAUAAGGACUUCAGUAAUGCAAAGCCGACGAAUCAGGUCGCGGCCAAUACGUUCUUGACCUAUGUGGAACCUUUUGUGCGGCCUUUGACUGAAGAAGACAUGGCCUGGUUGAGAGAGCGCGGGGACCGCGUUACCCCAUUCUUGGCCGUUCCCCGCGGCAAGCGUCACUAUAACGAAAUAUGGGCCGAAGAAGAUGGAACUGUCGUCGUAGACGCCAAUCACGACAAGUUGCCAGCAAAUACCCCUCGAGGCAAUGUUGAACAGGUCAAUGAUGAUAAUCUGGCGACUGACCAAGUUUCCAAUGGGCCACUCGCAAGCCGACUAUUAUCCUUGUUGAAAUUUGAGCACCGUCCUCCUCCAAACGACGGCGCUAAUGCCGCACACGACCUCAACUCCUUCGCUCUGGAUGGCAAUGAUACCAUGGACCUCGACGGUCUCACCAAUGGACAAGACAAUGCUGACAAGCCUCUUGCGCCUGCCGCCGCCGUUGCAGAUUUGGCAGGCUCCAAAUCAUCCACUUCUCAGAAACUCGACUAUGUGCAGACCGAAGAACGCCUCAAGGCUGAAUUGCGUCAUAUUGGGUUCCUCGGACAGGAUGAGAACCCAGACUAUGAUGCGCAUCACGACGACGAUAUCAGCGAGAGAAUGCGCCUUUUGCAAAAUGAGCUGCGCAGAGUCAUGAUCGUGAAUGGUGCACGUAAAGCUCGGCUACUCGAGCUCGCCAAAGAACGACUCGCUUACCAGGAGUACAGCACCAUCCACGAGGAUCUGGAUAGCCAGGUCCAACAAGCCUAUCUUAAACGUACACGAACAUUAGGCAAGACAAAGAAAGGUGGGCCAGGAGGCAACAAGCCCAAACCUGGCAUUGGCAUCGCUUCGGCAAUGGGCAUCAACCGAGCACGGGACAUUGGCGACAAUGCUCGAAUGCUGAUGGACCGGCGGAAGAGGUGGGAGAGCUGUAUUGGCCCAGUUUUCAAAGAUAUGAAACAUGGCGUGCCCGAAAAGGGCACCAGCAUCUGGGAUCCUAAGAUUAUGGAAGGUUAUGAAAAAGCCGAGGUUGAAGCGAUCGAGGAAGAGCAACUUGCCGAGUGAUCCAUAUAUACAUCCGCCGAAAACUGCGUUGAAGGAAAGGGGAUUAUACCAGUGGCUCUAUGAGGUGAGCCUGUUGAGUAUCCUCAUCACGUGAUCAGAAUCACCGUCCUCACGUGAUAUCACGGUCAACCACUUGCAAGAUAUUUAUUGAGACAAAAUCUAUAUACAAAGAGCGCUGCUGGCAGCCAAGCUUGUCGAAUCAAAGGUUACAGCUGAUGACCAAGGUUUGAAGACAAGAAUAGAUCCCUGUGAACAAUUCUGAUCAAUGACAAAGGAGCACUGCCUCGACUUCUGAACAUCAACCCUUCUACGCUUUGUCUGCUGUCGGAG
Exophiala mesophila is the source of this 2689-nucleotide messenger RNA. RefSeq lists its product as uncharacterized. The record is from RefSeq and is a predicted model, not a curated record. Gene Ontology annotation, molecular function: transcription coactivator activity. Gene Ontology annotation, biological process: regulation of transcription by RNA polymerase II. The transcript has 3 exons. NCBI's taxonomy places the organism in Eukaryota, Fungi, Ascomycota, Eurotiomycetes, Chaetothyriales, Herpotrichiellaceae. Bases 389 to 2359 code for a protein of 656 amino acids. Gene Ontology annotation, cellular component: SAGA complex.